CCCGAGCCGACUAUCCCUGCGUAUGCGUGUAUGUAAGCCAUGAUGCCAAUUGGAUUCCAGUCAUUCUAUUUUCCCGUGUCUUCUGAUUUCAGAAAUUUCAUGUUCUGCUAUCUCUUCCGCCAUCGUAUACCACCUACAGCCGACCCGGUUACGGCCGUGAUAAUCCCCCCUAGAGGAUACGGCCUUGAGUCCACGAACACAUCAUAAUGUCUACCUCAGUAGAUACUGUCGCCAACUCCCUCGAUCUGACGCGAUCCUGGGAAGACAAGGGGCUCUACGACAUCGACCUCACCAAGACCGCAUUCGAAGUACACUCGACCACGCAUCUCUGCCGCGACGAAGACAACAACAACGAGUACCCCUCAGGACUGAAGCUAUACCUAGUCAUCCUAUCCCUCUGCCUAGCCGUCUUCCUCGUCGCGCUCGACCAAACCAUCAUCGCCCCCGCCCUAGGCGCCAUCACGGGCGAGUACGGCAGCGUCAAGGACAUCGGGUGGUACGGGAGCUCGUACCUGCUGACGUCGACGGCGCUGCAGCCGCUCUACGGGAAGGUGUACCGCGUCUUCGACAUCAAGCGCGCGUUCCUCGGCGCCGUCGCCGUCUUCGAGGUCGGCAGCCUCGUGUCGGCGGCGGCGCCCGACUCCGCCUCCUUCGUCGUCGGCCGCGCCGUCGCCGGCAUGGGCACCGCCGGCCUGUUCUCGGGCUCCAUCGUCAUCCUCUCGUACGCCCUGCCCCUGCGCCGCCGCCCCUUCAUGUUCGGCAUGUUCGGCUGCAUGUGGGGGAUCGCGUCCGUCGCCGGCCCGCUGCUCGGCGGCGCCUUCACGGAUCAUUUGACUUGGCGCUGGUGCUUCUACAUCAAUUUGCCGAUCGGGGGCUUGGCGAUGGUGGUUAUUUCCUUCUUUCUGAAUAUUGCGCGUGUGAAUAAUCCGGAGAAUAAGACCUUGUUCGAGAGGGUUCUGGAGCUGGACUUGCUAGGAGCCGUGGUCUUGAUCCCGGCGAUUAUUUUGUUUCUUCUGGCGCUUCAGUGGGGUGGUGCUCAAUACGCUUGGAACGAUCGACGUAUUGUUGGCCUAUUCGUAGGUGCUGGUAUUAUGAUCUUGAUAUUCAUAGGCAUCGAGCACUACCAACAGGAUAAGGGGCUACUCCCGCCUCGAUUCUUCAAGAAUAGGAACUUGCUAUGCGCUAUGUUGUUCUCCCUCUUCUUCGGCGCCUCCUUCUUCCCCCUAAUCUACUACCUCUCACUCUACUUCCAAGCCAUCCAAGGCGACACCGCCGUCCACGCCGGCAUCAAGCUGCUCCCGCUCCUAAUGUCCGUCGUCCUCAGCUCCAUCGUAAGCGGCGCCCUGAUCACCGCAACAGGGUACUACAACCCCUUCAUCCUGUUCGAAACAGCCCUAAUCGCCAUCGGCGCGGGCCUAAUCACAACCCUCGGCCCUUCGACCCCCUCCGCCGCCUGGUUCGGGUACCUCGUGCUCGACGGCCUAGGCACCGGCGUCGGGUUCCAAGCCGGGGUAAUCGUAGCCCAGAACUCCCUCCCCUCCUCCUCCUCCUCCUCACAGGCUCAACUAAUCCCACAAGCCACCUCCUGCGUAAACUUCUUCCAAUCGCUAGGCGGCGCGCUCUUCAUCGCGAUAUCGCAAACCGUCUUCCAAAACGGCUUCAUCUCUUCCCUAUCGCGCCUCGCGCCUACGCUCGACCCGGCCCUCUUCACGCACAGCGGCGCGGGCCAGGUGCGCGAGGUCCUCGCUUCCGUCGGCCGAGAGGAUAUGCUGGAUGCCGUGCUGCAGGCGUAUACGGCGGGUCUGCGCCGCACGUUUUGCAUUGCUGCUGGCGCGGCUGCGGUCGCGUUCGUGGCGGCGCUGGGGUUGGAGUGGAAGAAGAUUGGGAGGAAUGACGGUGGAGAAGGAGGAGGUGGUGGUGGUAAUGGUGGCGGAGGGGGGAGAAAAGGGGCGAUUGCGCGGGGUUUGUACGAGUACCAGCGGGCGUGCACGCCGGCGCCUGAGUUCGAUGCUUUGUUCGAGGGUGCGGGCGAGUUGCAUGCGGCGAAGUUGAGGAAGAAGGGGGUUAGGUAA
Messenger RNA from Annulohypoxylon truncatum, 2072 nucleotides. RefSeq names its product MFS general substrate transporter. NCBI's taxonomy places the organism in Eukaryota, Fungi, Ascomycota, Sordariomycetes, Xylariales, Hypoxylaceae. Gene Ontology annotation, molecular function: transmembrane transporter activity. Bases 207 to 2072 code for a protein of 621 amino acids. Gene Ontology annotation, biological process: transmembrane transport. The record is from RefSeq and is a predicted model, not a curated record. The transcript has 4 exons.